This is a messenger RNA of Pseudogymnoascus verrucosus, 1518 nucleotides long. RefSeq lists its product as uncharacterized. Gene Ontology annotation, biological process: transmembrane transport. NCBI's taxonomy places the organism in Eukaryota, Fungi, Ascomycota, Leotiomycetes, Thelebolales, Thelebolaceae. The transcript is spliced from 5 exons. The record is from RefSeq and is a predicted model, not a curated record. Gene Ontology annotation, molecular function: transmembrane transporter activity. Gene Ontology annotation, cellular component: membrane. Bases 1 to 1518 code for a protein of 505 amino acids.
AUGUCUAAGAUUGAUGUGCAUGAUGUUCAGUUAGUCGAGACAGUGACAACCACAUCGGACGAGAAGCCUCUCGCGGCUGUUGACAUUCGGGUCCCUCUACCUAGUGAACUUAUUCACCUUUCACUAGAGGAGCAGGACAUCCUUGAAAAGCAUAUUGUUAAAAAAAUGGACAGAAGACUGAUGCCAAUCAUCAUUGUCAUGUUUUGGUUGAAUAUUCUAGAUAGAAAUUCUAUCGCCAACGCAAAGAUUGCGGGACUCCCAAAAGACCUUAACAUGAACAACGCGCAGUACAACACAUGCCUUCUUAUUUUCUAUGUCGGCUAUGUUCUCACCCAGCUUCCUAGCAAUGCAAUCCUGCCAAUGGUUCGCCCGUCAAUCUAUAUCCCACUUGUCACUUGUGCAUGGGGAUUAAUGAGCAUGGCGCAAGGUUUCUUGCAUAACUUCCAAAGCAUUAUGGUCGUGCGAUUCUUCAUCGGCGUUCUGGAAGGUCCUUUCUUCCCUGGGGUGAUAUUCCUUCUGUCUUGCUGGUACAAGAAAGAAGAGCUGGUAAAGCGCAUAGCAUUUCUCUAUGCCGGAAAUAUCUUGUCGUCGUGUUUCGGAGGCCUCAUCGCAGCUGGCAUCAUCGGAGGCAUGGAGGGGGUCGGCGGAUAUGCUGCCUGGCGUUGGCUAUUCAUAAUUGAAGGUCUUGUGACAGUUGCGGUCGGCAUUUUGGCCAUGUUUCUGUUUCCCGACUACCCAAGAACAACUCGCUGGCUCACUAAAGAGGAAGGACUCUUUGCUGAAUGGCGUCUCGCGAAUGAAGUUGCUGGUAUCGUCGACGAAGACAGCUCUGGAAUCUGGUGGGGAGUGUCACAGGCUCUACGCGACCCUCUUACUUACCUUUUCACCUUUAUGCAAAUGAUGCUAACUACUGGCCAAUCGUUCACUUACUUCUUGCCGUCAAUUAUCAAGACGCUGGGUUACAAUAAUACCAUCACCCUCCUGCUCACUGCACCUCCUUAUGCAGUUGCGUUUCUUGGGUCGGUUGCAUUGGCAUAUUCGUCGUCUAAGAGGAAGGAGUUCUGCAUGCACAUCUGCUUUCCGCUUAUCAUCUCGGUUAUUGGAAAUAUUCUCGCCAUGACUGUUAAUGGUACCGGUGGGCGCUAUUUUGCUAUAUUCUUGAUGGCCUUUGGCGUCUACGUAGUAUAUAAUGUUAACUACGCCUGGGUCUCAUCGUCUAUUCCCCGUCCCCGAGCUAAGCGCGCUGCAUCAUUAGCAAUCAUCAAUUUGAUGUCCGGAGGUGCAACACACUUUUACACUUCAUACCUAUUCCCGGACAGUGACGCGCCCCGAUACUACAUGGGUGGUUCAGCGCUCACUGUUGCAGUGUUCUUUUGCGCUAUGACCGCUAUUACGAUUCGUUUCUACUUAGCCAGACUAAACAAGAAGAUUGAGGCUGCUGGUGGUGAUGCGGAAGCUGCGCUCCGAGCUAACAAGGGACACACAGAGACGAUGAAGGCUUUUAAAUAUCAAUUGUAG